Molecule: messenger RNA, 801 nt
Organism: Phaeodactylum tricornutum CCAP 1055/1
Lineage: Eukaryota; Bacillariophyta; Bacillariophyceae; Surirellales; Neidiaceae
Exons: 1
Coding region: 29-553 (174 amino acids)
Source: RefSeq, a predicted model, not a curated record
GAUUCGCUUCAUAGUCAAAAAUCUCGAUAUGGAUGUACUGGCCGCUUACGAAUCCGACAGCGGCCAAAGUUCUGACUUGUUCGAGAGCGAAGCGGUAGCCCCCCAACCCUCGACGGCCUCAGGAAGCGGUAUUGGGCAUAAAGCGGGCCCAAAGGGGGUCGUGGAUCCAUUGAAAGGCUCUACGCGCAGUGAAACUUUUUCGUCGUCUACGAACAUUGAGAAUCGAAAAGUCGGUGAUAACCCGUCGAUCGUAUGUUGGAACAAAAACUACAUUGCCGAAAGGCGCGAAGGCUGGGAACGUAAUAGAUCAAUUCAAUCAGAUAGUUUUGUGAAAGUCGCGGAGGCGAUUGGAGAGACUUCCAGUUGGGUGGAGAAUUUGAAACAGCAAAACGAUUUUUACAACCCACACUUUUUUGAUACAGUCGUUGACCGAUAUCAAAUCAAGCAUACCUUUGGGACGAAUUUACCGUCCCCGUCUACGUUCGGCAGCUGGGAGUCCAAUGUGUUUCAUCUGGAGGAGCAGGCACGUCUUCGAGAACAGCAAGAGCGGUAAUUCCCGGCAGUAAUUCCGAGGUGGCUUCUGGUCCUCCGCAAUUCGAUUGACCCCAAAUUUGGACGAUUGAUGAAAUUUGAUCCAACAUGCACAACACUCUAAUUUGCGCUGGAAAAGACCUUUGGACAAGACAUAGCCGCAAGCGCAUAUUCGAGCAGAGUAGGCUACAAAACGGGGUCUUGUACUUACUAUCCUCUAGGCUUAAUCAUUGCGUUCCUAAGAAUUAUGCAUGCCACACGUUUGUUGCG